Messenger RNA from Anguilla anguilla (European eel), 2170 nucleotides. RefSeq names its product solute carrier family 66 member 3-like. The record is from RefSeq and is a predicted model, not a curated record. The transcript has 7 exons. The coding region runs from base 182 to 790 and encodes 202 amino acids. NCBI's taxonomy places the organism in Eukaryota, Metazoa, Chordata, Actinopteri, Anguilliformes, Anguillidae.
CCGCCGAGAGGUCCACAAUAUACCGAGUUCAUGCCUGUACAAGAGAAUCUGGGAUCAGAUUGCACUUUACUUACUGUCUUGGUAUCGGCUACAUACUGAAGGACGCUGCCAACAGUCUGGGACUGCCAAGAGAGUCAGUGAAUCCGGGACGAUAUCUUAUCCUUUCCUGUAUCAUUCAGAAAUGGGGGAUGCGAUGCUGCAUGUCGCUAACCUGAGCACAAUGUUGUCGUGCAUGGUGCUCAAACUUCCUCAAAUAUUUUUGCUUACGAAGCUUAAAUCCACCAAAGGCGUCAGUCUGAGAGCCUUGCUUUUGGAGCUUACUGGGUACAUUGUGUUUGUCACUUAUCAGAUGUCCUAUGAAUACCCGUUGCCCACCUACAUGGAAUACCCUGUUCUGAUCUCCCAAGACACCAUACUUCUGUUUCUGAUCCUGCACUACAACGGGAACCUGAGGCAGAGUGUGAUCUACAGCACAAUGUUUGUAGGGGGAUGGCAGCUACUCACACGUCAGAAGUGGAUCCUUGAUUUGGCAAUGAGUCUGUGCACCUUUAUCAGUGCCGGCAGCAAGUUUGUGCAGCUGCAGUGUCUGUGGGAGUCCAAGGACUCUUCGCGCAUCAGCGCUCUGUCCUGGACCAUGUCAACCUACACCUGCAUGGCAAGGAUUUUCACCACAGUUAUGACAACAGGGGACCUGCAGGUUAUGGCCCGGUUCAUCGUCAUGACAGCACUGAAUGUGUGGGUGACCGCAACGGUGCUGUACUACAAGCAGGGCGGCAAGAAGCUGGACUAAGUCUCACACUCCUUUCCUUUCUACACCAAAUCUUGUACCCUUAAACCUUUUACAUUGAGCCAUAAAAUCUUGGACUUUCUACUCUGAAUGUCAUACCUUAAACCAGGGCAACUGCAAUAGCAAGUGGGCCAAAUAGGAAAAUCACUGGGGGUUCGUGGGCCACACAGAAUACUUUGUCAAUUAAGGAAGAAAACGAGCCAUGAUUUGACUUGUAGUGCCUCUUCACAUUGUAUUCUUUCAUCACUGCAAUGCAUUCGUUGCACAAUAAACACCGGUUUAUUACUUGUUGCGGCUGGAAAAGUAAAUAAAUACUUGUCAGUCCAUUCACUCUGGAAUUCGCGAUUUUCAUAAUCAACUUUACGUCUCUUUGACUAUGAGAGAGACAUUUUGAAGCUUGUUGUUAGCUUAGCUAACGUGAGUUUCUCCGUGGCCCGCCAGCCCAGAAUGCAACGUGAUGCUUGACUGAGCAGAGCGGGUGUAAUCCUGUUGCAGCCACUCACAGCACAUAGGUGCUUUAAAAAGACAUAACCAAUACCAUAUUGGUUCAGAUGUACAGUACAGUCUAUGGUUCAGAUGUCUCAAAGUAGCUCAGAGAUAUGUACCUUAGUUUUAUUUAUCAUAUCACACACAUGCCAGCCUGAUUUGCAGGCAGCCUCUUGCGGGCCAUAGAAAAAUUCAAAAUUGCCAUAUCCGGCCCGCAGGCUGCUAGUUGAAUAGGCCUGCCUUUAACCUUCUACACUGAGUAAUUAAAACCUGGACUUACUACUCUGAAUGUCAUACCUUAAACCUUCCACAUUGAGUCAUAAAACCUUGGACCUUCUACUCUGAAUGUCAUACCCUUAAACCUUCUACACUGAGUCUCAUAGCCCCCACCUUUCAACAGACUCACUUAAUUCAGCAGGGUCUCACGGCAAAGCUAGUCACUGACCAUAAUAUGCCUGCCAUGCACUGCUCCUUGAAAAUACCCAAAAUGUCCAGAGCAUUUCUUGAAGUGACCUUUGUUCAUUUGUGUUUGUGAAACAAGAUGGACUGACAUGGGUCUAUAAGUGUCCUGUAUUGUAACAGCCUUGUUCCAGAGAUGUUUUACAGGCUGGUAGGCAUUUUAGUGUAGAUUAAUAUUUCUUAGUGAAACAUUUUAUCUGAAACUUAAGAAUAUGUUCAUUUUAUAUCCUUGUUAUCUGAACUCCCACAUGCAGAAAUACAGUGGCCUCCAAAAUGAUUGGCACAGCAGAGGAUGUCAGACCAUGGUCUGGUGGUCUGAGAUACCAGGGUUGGAGGUUGGAUGGGGGGUUGCAUGGAGAGGGAGGGGUGCAGGUUUACCUCAUUUGGAUUUGAUACAGCGUAUGACUGUUUUUGUACAUAUCCACAUCAAUAAAGAUA